GUCAGUUUGGAGCUCAAAUUUUGUUUUUGUUUCACGUAAUACACCAAAUACGUUUCUUGGGAUACAUUGGAAAUGGAUUCACUUUUGGCAAAUAUAAAAUACUCAAGGGCCGCAAUUAUUCCCUUAAUGAGUUUUGCGAAGAAAUGGCGCCGACCAGCUACAGCUUGGACCAUUACCGCUGGUAUGCUGUUCGUUUAUAUUACCGAUUGGAAAACAAUAUGCACUCGGAUUCCAUUUUAUAAUCGUAAAUUCUUGGAUUCAGAUAAAUGAAACAUUGUUUAAUUUCGAAGUGACCCGAAGACUUAAAAAUAAGGAAGCACGCAUUUCCUCAGAAAUUCUUCCAGUCAACUAGUUGAUACUAUAGCACAGUGGUCUAAACAUUUAGCAUAUUCCACAAUACAUAUUUGUUAGAAUUAAAACCUUUAAAAAGAAUAAAUUGUUUCAUUUUGUUUCUUUAA
Messenger RNA from Schistosoma margrebowiei, 458 nucleotides. NCBI's taxonomy places the organism in Eukaryota, Metazoa, Platyhelminthes, Trematoda, Strigeidida, Schistosomatidae. The record is from the annotation of a GenBank genome assembly.